Messenger RNA from Drosophila busckii, 540 nucleotides. RefSeq lists its product as uncharacterized. The record is from RefSeq and is a predicted model, not a curated record. Bases 106 to 450 code for a protein of 114 amino acids. NCBI's taxonomy places the organism in Eukaryota, Metazoa, Arthropoda, Insecta, Diptera, Drosophilidae. The transcript has 2 exons.
CACAGUCGAGUCAUAAAGCUAGCGAAGUGUAUACAUCAAAUAUUUUUUAAGGACAGUAUUUUAUAAUUUUGCAUACGCAUAUAUUGAAUUCCAUAACGCGGCAUCAUGGCAAAGCGCAUUAAAAUAAUCGGUAAUUGUGCGUUUUGCAAGCGUGCUGUGGGCGCCGAUAUGCGACCCAUAAAUGAGAUAACCGAGGAUAAGGAGGAGUUUAUGAAGGACUUUGAGACGGCGGAGCAGGCUUUACAAGAGUCGUCACAGCCCAGCACAGCAAGCAAUUCAAGUGAUGUUUUUACCAAUACCAUGCUGGGUCUGGUUAAGGAUGCAUUCGAGCGACCCUUGGAGUCCAAGGAGCGGAUAUCGAAAGAGAACGCCGAGUUUAUAAUGUCCAUGCUGGCCCAGGAAGGACAGAAGAGCAUUCAGCAGAAGAGCUCCAAGCCGCGCAAACGUUAAUUUUUAUUAGUUUUAGAUUUUUAGUUGUGGUUUUAAGUUCUGGCAUUUACCCUUAAAUAAAUUGGCAGUUAAGACAGCAAUGCACAGGCA